AUGUUCAAGUGUGCGACUCGUGUUUUCUUAGCCACCAAGACUAUCCCCCUCAACCCACAAAAACCUUUCAAGUUACAUACUGCUGGUCGUGAUGAUUUGCCACCUGUUCCUACAACUGCGACAUACGACCCAGAGCAAAUGAAGGCGGGUCUCGAAAUGAUGUUCCGUAUUCGCCGUAUGGAAUCACUCAGUGAUCAGUCAUACAAACUCAAGAAAAUUCGCGGUUUCUGUCACCUGUACAUUGGACAAGAGGCUAUCCCUGUUGGUAUGGAGAAUGUUCUCACAUUUGACGACCCUAUUGUAACAGGCUACCGCGAUCACGCAUGGUACUUGGCACGUGGUGGUACCCCUCAGGAAGUGUUCGCAGAGAUGUUCGGCAGGGAGAGUGGAUGCUCCAAGGGAAAAGGUGGCAGUAUGCAUAUGUACAAGGUGAAGAAUAACUUCUACGGUGGUAAUGGUAUCGUUGGUGCACAAGUGCCUCUUGGUGCUGGUCUUGCUUGGCGUUACGCAUUGGAAAACCGUGAUAAGCCAUCUAAUGUGGCUGUUACAUUUUACGGUGACGGUGCUGCAAACCAGGGACAAGUGUUUGAGGCGAUGAACUUUGCAGCAUUGCAACGCAUUCCUGUGAUUUUCUGUUGUGAAAACAACCAAUUUGGUAUGGGUACAAGCAAAGAGCGUGCCUCAUAUCAACCUGAAAUGUACCGUCGUGGAGAUUACAUCCCUGGAAUUCGUGUGGAUGGUAUGGAUGUUCUUGCAGUUCAAGAGGGUACACGAUGGGCAAAGGAAUGGUGUCUCUCUGGUAAGGGACCUAUCGUAAUUGAGUUUGACUCAUACCGUUACGUUGGUCACUCCAUGAGUGACCCUGAUAGUCAGUAUCGUACAAAGAGUGACAUUCAAGAAGUUCGUAAGACACGUGAUUGUAUUCACAAAAUGAAAGAUUUCAUGCUUCAGGAGGGACUUAUGACAGAAGAUGAGAUGACAAAACUUGAAAAGGAUGUGAAAAAGGAAGUGGAUAAACAGCUACAGAUGGCGGAAAAGCAGAAGCCAGCACCACUUAGCGAACUCUUCCAAGAUAUUUACACUGGCGAGCAAUACGAACAUCGUACAACACAGGGAACUGUAUAUGCUAAGCCAUGA
Molecule: messenger RNA, 1137 nt
Organism: Trypanosoma theileri
Lineage: Eukaryota; Euglenozoa; Kinetoplastea; Trypanosomatida; Trypanosomatidae
Product: pyruvate dehydrogenase E1 component alpha subunit
Exons: 1
Coding region: 1-1137 (378 amino acids)
Biological process (GO): pyruvate decarboxylation to acetyl-CoA
Cellular component (GO): intracellular membrane-bounded organelle
Molecular function (GO): pyruvate dehydrogenase (acetyl-transferring) activity
Source: RefSeq, a predicted model, not a curated record